CUUCAUCUGCCCCGAAUUUAAUCGGAGUAUUAAUCGGAGUUGAUAAUAGUGAGGUUGCGUUAAUCUUGAUGAUAAGAGGACGUGCAUCGAUAUCUAACUUGAUAUAGGAUUUUUACGUCAAUAUCUUUGAGGAAAUUUGUAUUUCGAAAUGAAGGGGUGCUUAUUCAACAUCGACGGCGGUUACCUGGAGGGUUUGUGUCGUGGUUUCAAAUGUGGCAUACUUCAACAGAGCGAUUAUUUGAAUCUAGUCCAAUGCGAAACACUUGAAGAUUUGAAGUUACACUUGGCUGGUACAGAUUAUGGCAGCUUUUUAGCCAAUGAGCCAUCUCCGCUUUCUGUUAGCGUGAUUGAUGACAAAUUGAGGGAGAAACUGGUUGUGGAAUUUCAGCAUAUGCGCAAUCAUUCCGUCGAGCCUCUGUCUCAAUUUUUGGAUUUUAUCACUUAUAGUUACAUGAUCGACAAUAUCAUUUUGUUAAUUACUGGUACUUUGCAUCAACGGCCUAUUUCAGAAUUGAUUCCAAAAUGUCAUCCACUUGGCAGUUUUGAGCAAAUGGAAGCGAUUCAUGUUGCUGCCACACCUGCCGAAUUGUAUAAUGCAGUACUGGUAGAUACACCUUUAGCACCUUUUUUUGUGGAUUGCAUUUCUGAACAAGAUUUAGAUGAGAUGAAUAUCGAAAUAAUACGAAACACGCUCUAUAAGGCAUAUCUGGAAGCGUUUUAUAAAUUUUGUAAAGAACUUGGUGGUACAACUGCAGAUACUAUGUGUGAAAUACUUGCCUUUGAAGCAGAUAGAAGAGCGAUCAUUAUAACCAUCAAUUCAUUUGGCACUGAAUUAGGUAAAGAUGACCGUGCAAAAUUAUAUCCACGCUGUGGACGUUUGAAUCCAGAUGGACUGGCAGCCUUAGCGAGAGCUGAUGAUUACGAACAAGUGAAAGCUGUAGCAGAAUAUUAUGCCGAAUACAGCGCCUUAUUUGAAGGCGCGGGUAAUAAUCCUGGUGAUAAGACCUUGGAAGAUAAAUUCUUCGAACAUGAGGUUCGUUUAAACGUCCAUGCAUUCCUUCAACAAUUUCAUUUUGGAGUGUUCUAUAGCUACUUGAAAUUGAAGGAGCAAGAGUGUCGUAAUAUUGUAUGGAUCGCGGAAUGUGUUGCUCAAAAACAUCGGGCUAAAAUAGAUAAUUACAUCCCUAUCUUUUAAAUAUGCAUAAACCGAUAAUAUCGAUUAUUUACGUCUCAAUGUAAUCUAAUUUUCUUUUGCAUAAUAUAAAAUUAUGCGGUAAUAAUCUAACUAUUAUUAGAAAAGCUUUUAAAAGUUAUUUGUGUAAUAAUAUUAUCACACAAAAAUUUAUUUUAGAAAAUCGAAUAGACACGUACAAGUAUAAAGGAAUAUCUCAUUUUAAUCGAUCAACUCCUACAAUAUUCUUCAUUUUUAAUUUUACAGAAAAAAAUGUUGAGAUAAAAGGUAUAAUUUGAAAGGACGUAAAUAAUGAUAAAAUCAGUUAAAAGAUCAAUAUUUUAUCGU
Acromyrmex echinatior (Panamanian leafcutter ant) is the source of this 1519-nucleotide messenger RNA. RefSeq names its product V-type proton ATPase subunit VhaAC39-1 (gene VhaAC39-1). Gene Ontology annotation, molecular function: proton-transporting ATPase activity, rotational mechanism. Gene Ontology annotation, biological process: proton transmembrane transport. The record is from RefSeq and is a predicted model, not a curated record. Gene Ontology annotation, cellular component: proton-transporting V-type ATPase, V0 domain. NCBI's taxonomy places the organism in Eukaryota, Metazoa, Arthropoda, Insecta, Hymenoptera, Formicidae.